AUGACAGCCGAACCGGAAAAUAAAAUCCAAAUAGCGGAAAGCGCGGUGGUUUGCGCGGAAGCGCAAAUUUCCGGAGAAGUUUCGAUUGGCGACGGUUGCGUCAUUCAUCCGUUUGCGAUUUUUGACGCAAAAAAUGGGCCGAUUAUUAUUGGCAACAAUUGUUUGUUUGAGGAAUAUUGUGUGAUUCGGAAUUGGUAUGUUUUUUGGGAAGGGAAUUUGAAAAUGUGGUGAAAAUUCGGAUUUUUUGAAUGAAAAAUCUACAUUUUCCAUCUAAUCCCAUCCCAAACCUCAAGAAAGAACGAAAAAAAUAAAAAUUUGUGUCAACACCGCCUGCCCGCAAACACCAAAUCCUACGCGCAAUCUUGACGCGAAGACUAGAAAAAUUCUGAUUUUCCUAGGAAAUAUCGUAUUUUCCCUGAUAAUAGUCGAAAUUUCCCUCCUCCUUGAAUAAUUCCACGUUUUCUUUUCAAAGCGAACCUCGAUCUCUCCCUUCACAGUUUUUCCAACCAAAUCAAGUCGACAAAGUCGAGAGUAUAACCAAAACAACAAGUUAAGGUAACUCAUAUCGAGGUUCCUGACAAUUGCAAUGGCUAAUGCUCAAAACGCUCAAAAGCUUUACUAUCCAGAGUUCGGCUAAGUUGAGCUGUACUUUACUCCAGGAGAGACACGUGGAAAUUAUUCGAAGAGGGAAAGGAAUUCAAGGGAGACCCAAGAGCAAAAAAAAACUCAUCUGCCAUUUUGUUGCUCGCCGAAAAUUUGAAAUAACCCAAAAAUUAUCGUUGAAAUGACAUUUGCCACGAUAAAUUUCACGUUCACGCAAAAAUAUAUUAUUUUUACUCUCUUGUUUUUUUUUUUUGAGAAAAAAUGAACGAGAUACGCUAAAUUAUAUUUCUUUAAGUCGCUCACUUUUGAAAAGUUUUAGAGCUUGCGCGUAAGGUCUGAUGUUUACACACAUUUCUCCUUCGACCAUCAAAAAAAAAAAUGAAACUAUUUAGUCUAGAAAAUAGAGUCGUGUAUUUGGCGUCAAGAUUGCGCGUAGGAUUUGGUGUUUGCGGGCAGUCGGUGUUGACAUACACUCUUAUGGGGCGAUUCAGGUCGAAAAAAACUAAAAAAAAACAUUUUUUUACAAAAAAUUUCAAUUCAGCAAAUGUCAAAAACUAUAUUUUUUCCUAUUUUUUGAAAUUUUUGUGUGAAAAAAAAUGUCAAAAAUAGGAAAAAUAUCGUUUUUUGACAUUUGCUGAAUCGAAAUUUAUUUUUUUAAAUUUAAAAUGUUUUUUUAUUUUUUUUUUCAACUUGAAUCACCCCAUAAAAAAAUUCGAAUUCAGCGUGAAAAACUGACGUGAAUUUUAAAGGCGCAUGCUAUGUUUUGAGAUUUUUGGUGACCCCACUCUGGACUAAACAAGGGGGGGGGGGGUCACUUUUUUCUCUGGACCCGAUUUUCGUGACUCGAGAUGUUGAAAUUCAGACUCAGCGUCAAAAAUUGACUCGGAAAUUUGUGUUUUUAAAGGCGCAGAGAAUGUUUUGAGAUUUUUUGGGGUCCCACUACGAAAAAAAAAAAAAAAAAAUUUUUUUCGACUUGAAUCACCUCUUUUUUUUGCAGUGGCGACGGUGAGCCAAUGAUAAUUGGCGACGAAAACGCGUUCCACGUCGAAUCCGAAUGUUUCGCCAAAUACGUGGGAAAUCGCAAUUUGAUUGGUUGUCGCGCGCGACUUGAUCGCGCCUGUUUUGUCGCCGACGACUGCCACAUCACACCGCAAUGCCACGUGGCAUCGCGACAAACUUUGGAACAAAAUGCGGUGGUUGUGGAGAAUGGUGUGAUACGAUAUCAUGAGGGAAAUAAGAAUCAGGUAAGGAUUUCAGAAAAUAGCUUCAGGGCUUGAAAAAUUUUUUAUUUUUUUUUUGCAGAUUUUGAAUGGUCAACUUGAAGUUCUACGAAAUCUUCUGCCAAAUUAUCAUCAUAAAUAUGGGAAAGGCAAAAAAACCGGAUAA
This is a messenger RNA of Caenorhabditis angaria, 1989 nucleotides long. The record is from the annotation of a GenBank genome assembly. NCBI's taxonomy places the organism in Eukaryota, Metazoa, Nematoda, Chromadorea, Rhabditida, Rhabditidae.